UUUUUUCAACUUUCUGACAAAAAAAAAUUAGCAGUCGAUUUUAAAAGGCAGUGUUUACCCCAAUCCUUGGUAAUAAGGUGAAAAUUUUGCGCGGAUCUUUGAAUUACAAUGGGUAAUUGUCUGAAAAUUAACAGUUCCGAUGAUAUUUCCCUACUGCGAGGCAGCGACAGUUUUAUCGGUCAGGAUGGCGGUCCAAUGCCAAUUUAUCAGCAUGAGCCCAUAACCCAAAUGUUUUACCCGGCCUCAUCUAGCAGCCCAGGGGCUGUUGCUGCUGCUAGUGGUACCAGCAGUCACUUGCCAGAGGAAGAUCAGAUAAAAAUAGCAAAGCGCAUUGGACUCGUUCAACAUCUGCCCAUUGGCAGCUACGAUGGAAACUCGAAGAAGGCACGCGAAUGUGUAAUUUGCAUGGUGGAGUUUUGUGUAGACGAGGCUGUGCGCUAUCUGCCUUGUAUGCACAUCUAUCAUGUCCACUGCAUCGACGACUGGUUAAUCCGGAGCCUCACCUGUCCCAGUUGCCUGGAGCCAGUAGAUGCGGCGUUAUUAACUAGCUAUGAAACAACAUAGCCUACUCAACACUAUUAAGAAAUACAAGGUUUUUUUUAAGCGUGAGAACUAUAUAAUUGUUCUGAAAAAAAUCAACAACUGUUAACAUAGCGCCAGACCGUAUAUUAUACCGUCACACUCGUGUCUUUCGAAAAAAUGUCAAAAA
Molecule: messenger RNA, 709 nt
Organism: Drosophila hydei
Lineage: Eukaryota; Metazoa; Arthropoda; Insecta; Diptera; Drosophilidae
Gene: Rnf11
Product: RING finger protein 11
Exons: 3
Coding region: 109-564 (151 amino acids)
Source: RefSeq, a predicted model, not a curated record